AUGACCACCCCUCCCAUCGUCCUCGAUGGCGGCACCGGCUUCCUCAAAGUCGGCUACGCAGCCCAAAACUUUCCCGAAUUCCAAUAUCCGUCCAUCGUCGGCCGUCCUAUCCUCCGUACCGAAGAGAAAGGUGGCAGCGACAUGGUGAUCAAGGACAUCAUGUGCGGAGACGAAGCCGCAGCGGCCCGUACCAUGCUCCAAAUCAGCUACCCCAUGGAGAACGGCAUAGUCAAGAAGUGGGAUGACAUGCAACAUCUUUGGGACUACACUUUUUAUGAAAAGAUGAAGAUCGAUCCACGCGGCCGCAAGAUCCUCCUGACCGAGCCACCGCUGAAUCCCCUAAAGAACCGAGAGCAAAUGUGCGAGGUCAUGUUUGAGCGCUACGGGUUUGGCGGUGUCUACGUCGCCAUUCAAGCCGUCCUCGCGCUGUAUGCUCAAGGCCUGAGCUCCGGUGUAGUGGUCGACUCUGGCGAUGGUGUGACGCAUAUCGUUCCCGUGUACGAGUCCGUCGUCUUGAACCACCUUACCCGCCGGCUCGAUGUCGCGGGUCGCGAUGUCACGCGCAACCUUAUUGCUCUGCUGCUCCGCAGGGGUUACGCCCUUAACCGCACCGCCGAUUUCGAGACGGUUCGCCAGAUCAAGGAGAAGCUAUGCUACGUUUCUUACGACCUCGAACUGGACAAGCGGUUAAGUGAGGAUACGACAGUACUGGUGGAGAGCUAUACACUGCCGGACGGCCGGGUCAUUCGCGUUGGGUCUGAACGGUUCGAAGCCCCCGAGUGCUUAUUCCAGCCGCAUUUGGUAGACUGCGACCAACCGGGUAUCGCUGAAUUCCUUUUCAACACGAUCCAGUCGGCCGAUGUCGACGUCCGAGCCUCGCUCUUCAAGGCCAUUGUGCUGUCAGGCGGCAGCAGCAUGUACCCGGGUUUACCCUCACGUCUGGAAAAAGAACUCAAGCAACUGUGGCUGACAAGGGUACUGGGAGGGAACCCUGAGCGCCUGAGCAAGUUCAAGGUUAGGAUAGAAGAUCCGCCGCGGAGAAGGCACAUGGUCUUCCUCGGCGGCGCUGUGCUUGCCAACAUCAUGGCAGAUAAUGAGAACAUGUGGAUUUCGAAGCAGGAGUGGGAAGAGCAAGGCCCCCGGGUUCUGGAGAAGCUGGGUCCGAGAUAG
Messenger RNA from Canariomyces notabilis, 1170 nucleotides. RefSeq names its product actin-like protein. The transcript has 3 exons. The record is from RefSeq and is a predicted model, not a curated record. Bases 1 to 1170 code for a protein of 389 amino acids. NCBI's taxonomy places the organism in Eukaryota, Fungi, Ascomycota, Sordariomycetes, Sordariales, Chaetomiaceae. Gene Ontology annotation, molecular function: actin filament binding. Gene Ontology annotation, cellular component: actin cortical patch; Arp2/3 protein complex. Gene Ontology annotation, biological process: Arp2/3 complex-mediated actin nucleation.